AUGGCAGCAUUUGGGCAGAAAAGAUUCCCACGGGACGAGGGAUUUUCUGGGUUUGACUCUGAAACCAGGGUUGGUAGUACUGGGAUUCUGUCGUCAUUUGAGUGCAGCUACCUUCUUAAGUACAUUGAGAAACGAGACGAUGCCAGAUCGGGGUCUAAUCCCUGGGCAAUACGCCAUGCACUGAUUCACCAGAAGGUCUCGCUUGAGGAGAAGAAACUGUCCCAUAUCCUCAUCAGACUUCCAAAGACCGUCAAGAAGAUACUUAGUUCAAGUGUGCUGAACAAGAGCGGCGAAUGUUCAAGCUUUAUCGCUGACUGGACGAAUCUUCACAUAGCAUGUUUUAGCAGUGUAGAUCAUGAUCUACGCCAAUUUAUCAACUAUCUUGAUGAGGAGAUUGACAAGCUGUUCAAGCGCGUGAUUAUGGCUGGCGUGGAGCCUGGCAAGCUCAACGAGUUUGACACUCUCAACAGCACGACCAAUGACUUCAAAUCACUUCAAUAUCUCUCUGACCAACUAAGAAGAGUAAUAAACAUCAUUCAGCUCAAUACUUUGACCUUGGUGUGUUUCAAGCAAAAGAUUCAGGACUUGGAAACACUUCCCUUCCAAACCUCUUCUCAACCUGAUUCUCUCAAUACACUCUUGAAAAAGCUGUGCAAUAUCCAGAACGAACAUCAGUUUAGUAUUUUGAGUGCUUCUACAGUUUUAGAACGUGCAAAGGCCAUCUCGGAUCAGCUUAGAGACACCGUGUCCAUGAGGAACGGGGAGUUCAACAGAACAAAUACAGAGAUGACGAGUCGCAAUACUUCUGCCAUUGUUAACUUGUCAGACAAAUCAAGCAGAGAAGCCCGCGUGGUCAAAACCCUGACGGUGUUGGCCAUGGUGUUCGUACCGGCUGCGUUUACAGCUGACUUUAUACAGAUGGGGUUCAUAACUAUAGAGCAAGAGUCCCCUAUGAAGUGGUCUGCAGACCCUGACCUGAAGAUAUACGCCAUUUUAGCUAUCCCGUUGAUAACCAUUACGAUGAUGAUUUACAUGCUGGUGGAGUUCAUUCAGAGGGCACGAGAAAAGGAUGAGAAGGUCAAUGAACAGUUUCCUGUAUAG
Fusarium musae is the source of this 1101-nucleotide messenger RNA. RefSeq lists its product as uncharacterized. The transcript is spliced from 5 exons. Lineage: Eukaryota; Fungi; Ascomycota; Sordariomycetes; Hypocreales; Nectriaceae. Bases 1 to 1101 code for a protein of 366 amino acids. The record is from RefSeq and is a predicted model, not a curated record.